Soboliphyme baturini is the source of this 603-nucleotide messenger RNA. The record is from the annotation of a GenBank genome assembly. NCBI's taxonomy places the organism in Eukaryota, Metazoa, Nematoda, Enoplea, Dioctophymatida, Soboliphymatidae.
AUGGAGCAGACCUCAAAUAUGCGGUUAGGGAAGUCGUUGCCAUUAGCAAAAGAGUCACGCAGUGAUUCGAUCGCCGCCGUUGCCGUUGCCGCUGCCGUUGCCGCUGCCGCUGCCGCGGCCGUUGACGAGACCGAAGCCCCGACGUGGCUGUUGAUUUGGCUAGGCGAAGCCAACCGGUCGAUCGCACCCCUAAUGUUACCCUGUGAGGCUAGGGCUUUUUUACUACCUCCGUCGGAGUGCCGUUGUUUUUCGCCUAGAUCGCUUCGAGUCUGCGGCAAUGGCGACGGCAGCGGUGGCGACGGCGGGGCGAUGGCUACUGGUACAUACUUUCGUCGUGUCGUCAUGGGUGUCGAACGUUUCGUGUGUCAUUGGAACAGUCCAGACGGCGCCAACACGUUGUUCGGCAACGACCGAUGCAUUACACUUAUCAAAACGUGGCCAUUAACCGAAGGACAGCAGCCACCGUCACCUCCGCCGACGCCUCUGCCUCGCGAAACCAGCACAUUUGCCUUGCGGUGGUGGACGUGUGACCUUAGGCCGGACGGCAGGCCUCGCCUUGACGUAUGCUGGGCAACAAACCAACGGCGCUGCAUGCGUCCGUAG